GUCGGCUAGUCCUAGUGCCUUUGCAACGGGGAGAAGCGAGAAACCUUGGCAACGAUAGCGCUUUGACAGGAGAGAGACAGAGAAGGGACGGGCAACGGUCGAUGAGGCCUGUAAUCAUUUUGUUCUUCACGAAAAAAAGCUUAUGAUCUCUUUCUCUCUUUCUUUUUAGUUUUUUAUGUUCUGUUAUUAAUCGGUUAAAAAGGAGAGAGGUGUAAAGCUAAUUGAGUUUUUGAGUGGAAAGUAACACGAGGAGGAAUCUGUAGCUGCCAGUAAAUGCCUUUUUGAGCUUUCAAAAACACCAUGGCUGACGAUCUAAGCUGCUUCUCCAAGGAUUCUUUCCUCAUAAAAGGUCCAAAGAAUUCUCCCUUGGUGUUGAGGUUGAUUGUCUUAAUGUUUGCAAUGGUUUGUGGUGUGUAUAUAUGCUCAAUUUGCCUAAAGCAAAUUGGAACCAACAAUACAGCUGGGUUCCUGACGGUUGAACCGAUACAAAAACCGUGUCCAGAACCUAACAUUGAACCCUGGGAAGUACCAUAUGUUCACUAUCCAAAACCGAAAACUUUUAGCAGGGCUGAAUGUGACUGCAAACCUGUACGAUAUUUUGCCAUUUUGUCAAUGCAGCGAUCUGGGAGUGGGUGGUUUGAGACAUUAUUGAAUAGCCAUACUAACAUAAGCUCGAACGGGGAAAUUUUUUCUAAUAAAAUUAGGAGGAGUAAUGUUUCAAUGAUUGUGAAGACUUUGGACCAAGUUUACAAUCUAGACUGGUUGAGUAGUGCCUCUAAGAACGAGUGCACAGCUGCUAUAGGCUUGAAGUGGAUGCUUAAUCAGGGUGUGAUGCAACAUCAUAAAGAAAUUGUAGAGUACUUCAAAACUCAGGGUGUUUCAGCCAUUUUUCUAUUCCGGCGAAAUCUUCUGCGCAGGAUGAUUUCAAUACUCGCAAAUUUAUAUGAUCGGGAGGCUAAGCUAUUAAAUGGGACGCACAAGUCUCAUGUACAUUCUCCCAACGAGGCAGAGAUACUUGCAAGCUACAAGCCUCUGAUCAAUACAACAUUGCUGUUGCCCAAUCUGAGGCAGGUGGAAGAGACAACUGCCAAAGCUUUGGAGUACUUCAACAGCACACGGCAUAUUAUCGUAUUCUAUGAGGAUAUAGUCAAAAACCGCACUAAAUUAAUAGAUGUUCAAGAAUUUCUAAGGGUUCCGCACAAAAACUUGAGGAGUCGUCAAGUGAAGAUACAUAAAGGGUCUCUACAAAACCAUGUUCAAAACUGGGAUGAUAUUCAGAAGGCGCUUAAAGGAACCCCUUACGAAAGUUUCCUCCAUGGCGAUUAUCGAAAGUAAAGAUUCGGGAUCAUGUACAUACAUAUUUUUGGCUAACAUGGUCCGACAGGAAGCUUGCCCUGUCGAAAUUUUGGCUGCAGCUGAGCAUUUAACUGCUGCUUCUGUUUUUUUUUCCUUCUUCUUUCUUUUCUGUAAUCUUAGCACGGCAACUAAAUAUUUCAUUAAUUAUUUUCUUCCUUUCAAGCAGAGAAGGUUGUGUAUUGGAGCUGAUUUAGAAGUAAAAAUUGCAGUUUUCACUUUGCAA
Tripterygium wilfordii is the source of this 1579-nucleotide messenger RNA. RefSeq names its product nodulation protein H-like. The record is from RefSeq and is a predicted model, not a curated record. The coding region runs from base 301 to 1335 and encodes 344 amino acids. Lineage: Eukaryota; Viridiplantae; Streptophyta; Magnoliopsida; Celastrales; Celastraceae. The transcript has 6 exons.